AUGAUAAUUGUUGAAACGAGCCCAAAACGCACGGACAAUAAAGGCAACGGUCAAAGGGCAGGACUCCACGAGGGCUCAAGUAAUACCCUAGGGCCAUCGCCACCCCCACCGUAUACUUCCCAGACACCUUAUCAACCCAUAACGGACGUGGUGGUAGUCGUAUAUCGUCAGUCACCCGCACAACGUUUCUGGAAAGCAUUCGGUGUUGCUUUACUUAUUUGGUUCCUCAUUGCUGCGUUCACCACAUCUUCCACCGAUAUGGCCUUCAAUCAUGGAUUUCGACCCUUCUGGAACGGUGAGCCACCUCAUCCCGGCUCACAAGAUGGCACCGUCCACCAAUGCAUCAGUGGCUCCGAUUGGACACUGUCCAACCAAAGCUUGAACCAAUUUCCCUAUAGUGCCGAAGCAUUCCUAGAGCUCCCCGUUGACUCUGAUGCACUCUACCUGUUCACGAGGGGCUCUCAGCAAUCCGGUCAUGUUGAUAUCGUGCAGUCCACCCAGCCGACAGAUAAAGUUGGUAUCCAAGUGCGAGUUGGCUAUUUUGCUCGCGAAGCGCUGGACCACGCCAAUGUCUGUCGUCUCGAACGAAAGACAAAUGAGAAUGGUGUCGGUAUCUUUACGUCCGCAUUCUCGCACUUCCCUGGCAAUAGACAACAACUAAGAUUCGAAGUGAAGAUCACGCUACCUGCAGGGAAAAAUGGAGAAGCUCUGCACAUCAAAGCAUUCGAGACGGAGACAUCCAAUUUCAGUCAAGAUGUCGCAGAUGUCUGGAACACUAUUUCCUUCGAUAGAAUGUCACUCAGAACAUCGAAUGCCCAUGUAAAUGCAAAGUCUGUCACCGCUGAGGAUGGUUCGAUCCGCUCUAGCAAUGGCGGCAUCAAAGGGCAUUUUAAUAGUGGCUCUUCUCUCAAGCUCGCAACUUCAAAUGGCCCCAUUCAAGCGUCUGUUUCGCUCCUCAACCAAGAGAAUGGAGCUGUCAGUGAGCUCAAGAUGACAACAAGUAACGGUAAAAUUGAUGCCAAUGUUGAUCUUGUCACACACUCUGGCCAGGGUGGUAUCUUUGACGUCGAAACGCGUACUUCAAAUGGGCCCGUCACCCUUGCAUACACCGACAUGCCUGUCAAUUCAAUUCUCAGGUCGGAAGCCCGCUCUUCUAACGCGGCAAUGAGCGUCAAGUUGUACAGCACUUUCGAAGGCUCGUUUGAUGUAGAGACUUCUAAUGCAGCAGCCGUACUCAAGGAGCUACCUGUUGAGGAUCCUUCUGGGCAGGGACGUCGCAGGGAGGUGACUCAGAGACGAGAGCGAUAUCGCCUCCGAGGGUCUGCCUACUGGGGCGAGAGCAAAGAGAUCGAAGGGCAUGCUACGGUCAAAACUUCGAAUGGUCGUGUAGACUUGGUGAUCUGA
Molecule: messenger RNA, 1404 nt
Organism: Suillus subalutaceus
Lineage: Eukaryota; Fungi; Basidiomycota; Agaricomycetes; Boletales; Suillaceae
Exons: 5
Coding region: 1-1404 (467 amino acids)
Source: RefSeq, a predicted model, not a curated record